AAUUCAUCAAUAUCGGCUGACAUUAUGUACGUGUAACGUGUCUAUGAUAUUCAUAUAUAUCCUUCAUUUAUGUUUGUAUAUAUAUAUACAUGUUCGUUCAUGUAAUCUAAAUACAAGUCAUAACAACUUGAAAAAAAUACCAUACAAUAAUAUAAUCUUCCACCAAUAUUCCUAGCAUUCUCAUACAUGUAUUGCGUCACCAUGGCUUCUCUAAGCACAUCCGACGUCCAACGAAUGUUCAACUCCCUCGACCAAAACAAAGACGGCUUGUUAACCCUAGACGAGCUCGUUUGGCUACUAGACAAGACCGGUGUACACGUUAGCGAAGACGAGCUAGCUUCAUUGGUGGGUAAGGAAGGUUUGGACUUUGAUGAGUUUUCUUAUUUUUAUGACAUGAUAUUGUUGGGUAAUAAUGUUGGAAAUGGAGGGUCAAGUGAGAAUAAUAAUGAUGAAGUGAAGGAAGAAGAAGUGGAUAAAGACUUGUAUAAGGCAUUUAAGGUGUUUGAUUUGAAUGGUGAUGGACUUAUUUCUUCUCAAGAGCUUCAAAGUGUGCUUUGGAAAUUGGGAAUGUGGGAUAAUUUUGGUGGGUUAGAUUGUGAUAGAAUUAUAAGUAAAUAUGAUGUUAAUAGUGAUGGUUUUGUAGAUUUUAGUGAGUUUAAAUCAAUGAUGCUUGCACAUUGAGCUUGUGUAAUAAUAAUAUGGGCUAAAUAUGAAAUCCAUUUCUUAUCAUUGUUUGGUAUGAA
Messenger RNA from Chenopodium quinoa (quinoa), 743 nucleotides. Its product is annotated as probable calcium-binding protein CML44. The transcript has a single exon. The coding region runs from base 187 to 681 and encodes 164 amino acids. The record is from RefSeq and is a predicted model, not a curated record. Gene Ontology annotation, molecular function: calcium ion binding. Lineage: Eukaryota; Viridiplantae; Streptophyta; Magnoliopsida; Caryophyllales; Amaranthaceae.